AGUGUAGGGACUGGACCUUCCAAAUAGAGCUAGUCCAGAGUUGUACCAGACCAUCCUGAAUCCUCUGGACUGUUUCCCCUGUAUGUUUCCCUGGAAGCUUCAGCCAGUGCCUCAUAAGCCAAUGGAAUCUGUUGCUAAUAGCCACAGCAUAUCCCUUGCAUAAUAUGACCUCUAGAUUAGUGCGCCUUAAUUGCUUCCCAGCUCUUCUAUGCUUUGGUUUAGAAAAACGAAGUACUGACUUACUGGUGAAGAAAGUAUUCAAACAGUUGACAUAUUUAUUUCAGUCAAGAAACAGUUCAGAGGGAGAUACAAACAAGUAACUUAGUUACAAUAUAAUAGUUACGAUGAGAGGAAGUACUGGAUGCUAAACAAUUACAUGAGGACAGCUCAGGCUGGGGGUGUCAAUGAAAGCCUCUUGGAGGAAGUAGCCUGAUACGUUAACUUUCUGCAUGCCAGUGAAGACACUGUGUGCAUGAGUACGUGUGCACAAGCGUGCAUGUGGAGAAGGUGCAGGAGGAGAGAAAGAGAAAUCACCAAUCAACAGCAGCCUACUCCACCAGCGGGUUAGUGCUGCUGGAGGGAGAUGAAAAGAUUAGGAAGGGCCCAACACAGCGUCUGACACAGAGCAAAGGCCAUAUAAAUAUUGAAGGAGGGCCAGGAUGUAUGUUGUGUUCACAGCGAAGGUACUCCCUUCAGCCUGUCCCAGAAAGGAGGAUUCCAAACCGAUACUUAGGCCAGCCCAGCCCCUUUACACACCCACACCUCCUCAGACCAGGGGAGGUAACUCCAGGACUAUCUCAGGUGGAAUAUGCACUUCGCAGACACAAACUAAUGUCUCUGAUCCAGAAGGAAGCUCAAGGGCAGAGAGGGACAGACCAGACAGUGGUUGUGCUCUCCAACCCUACAUACUACAUGAGCAACGAUAUUCCCUAUACUUUCCACCAAGACAACAAUUUCCUGUACCUAUGUGGAUUCCAAGAGCCUGAUAGCAUUCUUGUCCUUCAGAGCCUCCCUGGCAAACAGUUACCAUCACACAAAGCCAUACUUUUUGUGCCUCGGCGAGAUCCCAGUCGAGAACUUUGGGAUGGUCCGCGAUCUGGCACUGAUGGAGCAAUAGCUCUAACUGGAGUAGACGAAGCCUAUACGCUAGAAGAAUUUCAACAUCUUCUACCAAAAAUGAAAGCUGAGACGAACAUGGUUUGGUAUGACUGGAUGAGGCCCUCACAUGCACAGCUUCACUCUGACUAUAUGCAGCCCCUGACUGAGGCCAAAGCCAAGAGCAAGAACAAGGUUCGGGGUGUUCAGCAGCUGAUACAGCGCCUCCGGCUGAUCAAAUCUCCUGCAGAAAUUGAACGAAUGCAGAUUGCUGGGAAGCUGACAUCACAGGCUUUCAUAGAAACCAUGUUCGCCAGUAAAGCCCCUGUGGAAGAAGCCUUUCUUUAUGCUAAGUUUGAAUUUGAAUGCCGGGCUCGUGGCGCAGACAUUUUAGCCUAUCCACCUGUGGUGGCUGGUGGUAAUCGGUCAAACACUUUGCACUAUGUGAAAAAUAAUCAGCUCAUCAAGGAUGGGGAAAUGGUGCUUCUGGAUGGAGGUUGUGAGUCUUCCUGCUAUGUGAGUGACAUCACACGUACGUGGCCAGUCAAUGGCAGGUUCACCGCACCUCAGGCAGAACUCUAUGAAGCCGUUCUAGAGAUCCAAAGAGAUUGUUUGGCCCUCUGCUUCCCUGGGACAAGCUUGGAGAACAUCUACAGCAUGAUGCUGACCCUGAUAGGACAGAAGCUUAAAGACUUGGGGAUCAUGAAGAACAUUAAGGAAAAUAAUGCCUUCAAGGCUGCUCGAAAAUACUGCCCUCAUCAUGUUGGCCACUACCUCGGGAUGGAUGUCCAUGACACUCCAGACAUGCCCCGUUCCCUCCCUCUGCAGCCUGGAAUGGUAAUCACAAUUGAGCCCGGCAUUUAUAUUCCAGAGGAUGACAAAGAUGCCCCAGAGAAGUUUCGGGGUCUUGGUGUACGAAUUGAGGAUGAUGUAGUGGUGACUCAGGACUCACCUCUCAUCCUUUCUGCAGACUGUCCCAAAGAGAUGAAUGACAUUGAACAGAUAUGCAGCCAGGCUUCUUGACCUUCACUGCGGCCCACAUGCACCUCAGGUUCAAAAUGGGUGUCUCCUGGCAGCCCUGCACGUGUGCUUUCUGAGUGUCUCUGUGUGUGCAUUAAUAUAUGCAUUCCAUUUGGGAGCAUAGCAGCUGUGUGAAUGUAUGUAAUUGUGUGUGGGGGGUUUUUUGUUUUAAGUAGUUAGAAGUCUGGGAAAAUGAAUUUUUGAAUAGUAUGUUACUGAAGCUUUGGUAACAUUAAUUCUAUAGAAUUAAUGAUCAGAGCAAGUUUAAUUUUUAAACAUAAAGGUCUUGGUUACAUAUGUCCAUGCAUUCCAGUUAACACAUUUAAACAUAUAGAAAAUUCACUUCUUCUUUCAAGUCCUUCCCUUUCUAUACUUUUGCUGAGAUCAACCCAAUAUCAUAAGAAGUUUGUGUGAUGCCUGUAUUUUUAGCUAAUUACCAAGGUCUCUGCCUAUGCGAAAAUUCAUCUUUCGGUGAUUGUGAGUGGCCAAUACAUACCUUCUGUAACUCCUUCCUACCUAUUCUAGAUCCUGCAUAUCUACUGGAGCCAUAUGAGCCCUCAGGGGCACUGGUGUCCUGCAGUCUUACCAGUCAGCCACAGUCCAGGUUCCAGCAACACUAGCUACCUACCAAACAAAACACUUCUGAGCUUUUCUUGCCAUUUGGUUGCCUGGGACCUGGAAAGUGUUUAGAUUCUUGAUAAAGAAGGAAAUGGAAGAGAAAGAAAAUUAUAUAUGUAUAUACUAAAGAUCCAGACAUCAGGGCUGGGCACAGCGGCUCCGCCUGUAAUCCCAGCACUUUGGGAGGUCCAGGCAGGUGGAUCUCUUGAGACCAGGAGGUCAAGACCAGCCUGGCCAACGUGGUGAAACACUGUCUCUACUAAAAAUACAAAAAUGAGCUGGGUGUGAUGAUACAUGCCUGUAAUCCUGGCUACUUGGGAGGCUGAGGCAUGAGAAUUGCUUGAACCUGGGAGGUGGAGGUUGCAGUGAGCUGAGCUUAUGCGACUGCUCUCCAGCCUGGGUGACUGAGCAAGACUCUGCCACAAAAAAAAAAAAAAAAAAAAAAUCCUGACAUCCUGCCAUCUUUUCUCUUCAAUUUAAAGAUGAUUUCUUAAUGAUGACUUCAAAAAUUAAUAAAAAGAAAAGAAAAAAAAUGAUUUCUGGCCGGGCGUGGUGGCUCAAGCCUGUAAUCCCAGCACUUUGGGAGGCCGAGGCGGGCGGAUCACGAGGUCAGGAGAUUGAGACCUCCUGGCUAACACGGUGAAACCCCAUCUCUACUAAAAAUACAAAAAAAAAUUAGCCCGGCGUGGUGGCGGGUGCCUGUAGUCCCAGCUACUCAGGAGGCUGAGGCAGGAGAAUGGCGUGAACCCAGGAGGCAGAGCUUGCAGUGAGCCAAGAUCGCGCCACUGCACUCCAGCCUGGGCGACAGAGCGAGACUCCAUCUCAAAAAAAAAAAAAGGAUUUCUUUCCCAGAUAUCCCUGCUCCCUCUAUAGAUUCUUAAUGCACUGACCCUCACGGGUUACCCUUUUAGCUGUUGUGCUGCGCAGGAGCAGAUCCUCUACUUACGUACCCUGUCAGAGUCACAGUAGUGGCGCCCAGUUUUCGGAGAAGUACCCCUGUUAUCAUUCUGUGAUUUCCUCUAGUGCUAAUAGAAACAAAAUAUGGAAUCUACCAAGUACCCAUAAAUAUCCUGUGAUUCUUAUCUUUCUUUGAUACUAGCACUGGGAGUGCAGUGGUAAAGAGUCAUACUUCUUUUUUUUUUUUUUUGGAGACAGAGUCUCGCUCUGUCGCCUGGGCUGGAUGGAGUGCAGUGGCGUAAUCUCGGCUCACUACAACCUCCAACAGCUGGGUUCAGGCAAUUCUCCUGCCUCAGCCUCCCAAGUAACUGGGACUACAGGUGCACGCUGCCAUGCCCAGCUAAUUUUUGGUAUUUUAGUAGAGACAGGGUUUCACCCUGUUGCCCAGGCUGGUCUCAAACUCCUGAGCUCAGGCAAUCCGCCCACCUCAGCCUCCCAAAGUGCUAGGAUUACAGGCAUGAGCCGCUGCGCCCGGUGUAAGAGUCAUAUUUUUUUAAACACAAACAUUGGAUACAAUUAUACAGCAACUCAGUUUGCAAGAUGAACAGGGCUAGAUUGCCACAGAUAGCUUAUUUAGGAGCUUCUGUGAUAGAGGGAAGCUUUAAGAACCAGUUUGUUCACCUCCUUUAAACCUGGAUGUGAGGUCAAGAUGUAUAAAACAUGCCAAUUGUUAGAACACAAAUUUGAGGGUUUCUUAAAAAAACAAUUUGUAUUAGGGAAGCACAAGCUAGGGGAUUAACAAUGUCUGUAAUGCUGGAAGUUGGCCUAUCUUAUCAGGGAAACCCAGGGUACAGAGUGAAAAGCAGACAGGCAGUGACUUCCUCAAGAGACAGAUAAUAUGAAAACAAAAGUGAUACAAAUCAUAUCCUGACAGUGCUAGCCUAGGAAUGCCUGGCUCUGCGCACCUUAUCUAAUCUAAGCAGCUCUCAGAAUGGAGGCUGCACAGCUGGAGUCUCCAUCCCCCAUACCCCCCUUCCCACCUCCCUCCAAUUUCUCAAUCCAGCGCUUUUUAAAAAAAGGGGAGGGAAAUAACUCCACAACUCUGGCUGCUCACUUCCCAGGCUCUGUGCCCCCAACAGCCCUUUCCUUGGAUUGUGUUUCCUUUGUUCAUUUGUAAUCCAGGAAUAAGGAAUUUCCUUUUCUUCUUGUAUCAUUUUCUUUUCUUUUCUUUUUUUUUUUUUUUUUGAGAGGGAGUCUCACACUGUCACCUGGGCUGGUGUGCAAUAGUGAGAUCUCACCUCCCUGCAACCUCCAUCUCCCAGGUUCAAGCGAUUCUCCUGCCUCAGCCUCCUGAAUAGCUAGGAAUACAGGUGCCUGCCACCACACCCGGCUAUUUUUUUGUAUUUUAAAUAGAGGUGAGGUUUCACUAUGUUGGCCAGGCUGGUCUCGAACUCCUGACCUCAUGAUCUGCCUGCCUCGGCCUCCCUAAGUGCUGCGAUUACAGACGUGAGCCACUGCGCCUCCUGUAUCAUUUUCUAUGGUCUAAACUUUUCUAGCUAAAAGCCUAGGUAGCUUGUAUGUAUAGCAGCAUACUUGGACAUGAAACAGACUUCUGGUUAGAUUCCAGUCAAGUUCUAUAGGUGUUAUUGGUUGGCAGAAAGGCUGUUGUGGAAUUCUUCUGGUGAUUUUCAGUCCCUGACCCAGGUAUAUUGUCCUUUGAGUCCCAGAUUAACUAACUAUAGCAGCUAAGCAUUUGAAUCAGACUUCUCAUAGCAGUGUUAUGGGCUGUCUGAUAUAUUCAGGAUUUGUUGAGCAGAUAAGCUGUGUGUGAUCUUAUUCAUUCUCAGCCAUGCCACAGACAUACCCAUUUCCCUUUAGUAAUUUUUUAAAUACAGAGAAUGCUAUUAACUGUUAUUGGAUAUCAAAUAAUUUUAUUUUUCUAAUAAUAUUUUCCAAAUAUUUCUUAAAAUUCUUAAAAUUUAGGUUAAAGUUUGCUGAUCUCUUACAUUUAAUAAAGCUGGGACUUGAAGACUUACCAUAGUUUUCAACUGCCUUGCAAGUUCAUAAACUUCUAAGGGUAAAAAGUGAAUAAGAUAAAUUCAGAGUUUUAAGGUAAAGGCUUUAUAUUAGCUUUUUUUUUUUUUUUAAGGUUUUUGUUUUUUUGUUUUGUUUUUUUUUUUGAGAUGGAGUCUCGCUCUGUCACCCAGGCCGGAGUGCAGUGGAACGAUCUUGGCUCACUGCAACCUCCAUCUCCCGGGUUCAGGCAAUUCUUCUGCCUCAGCCUCCUGAGUAGCUGGGACUACAGGCACGUGCCACCAUGCCCAGCUAGUUUAUUGUAUUUUUAGUAGAGACGGGGUUUCACUGUGUUAGCCAGGAUGGUCUCAAUCUCCUGACCUCAUAAUCUGCCCACCUCAGCCUCCCAAAGUGCUGGGAUUACAGGCGUGAGCCACUGCACCCAGCCUUUUUAAAGUUUUUAAUUGACAUAUAAUUGUACAUAUUUACAGGGUAAAUAAUGAUGUUUUGAUACAUAUAUAAUGAUCAGAUCAGAACAAUUAGCAUAUCCAUCACAUUGAACAUUUAUCAUUUCUUUGUGUUGAGCCUUUAGUUCUUUUUUUUUUUUUUGAGAUAGAGUCUCACUCUGUCACCCAGGCUGGAGUACAGUGGUGUGAUCUUGGCUCACUGCAACCUCCACCCACCGGCUUCAACCAAUUCUCCUGCCUCAGCCUCCCUAGUAACUGGGAUUACUGGCAUCUGCCACCACACCCAAUUUUUGUAUUUUUGGUAGAGACGGGGUUUCACCAUCUUGGCCAGGCCAGGCUGGUCUUGAUCUCCUGACCUUGUGAUCCACCCACCUCGGCCUCCCAAACUGCGGGGAUUACAGGCAUGAGCCACGGCGCCCGGCCAGAGACAGUCUUGCUUUGUCGCCAGGCUGGAGUGUAGUGGCGCCAUCUUGGCUCACUGCAACCUCCAACUCCCUGGUUCAAGCAGUUCUCCUGCCUCAGCCUCCCAAGUAGCUGGGAUUACAGGCACGCACCACCAUGCCCAGCUAAUUUUUGUAUUUUUAGUAGAGACAGGGUUUCACCAUGUUGGCCAGGAUGGUCUUGAUCUCCUGACCUCGUGAUCUGCCCACCUUGGCCUCCCAAAGUGCUGGGAUUACAGGCGUGAGCCACCGUGCCCAGCUGAGCCUUUAGUUCUAAGUAUAAUAAAUAAUAUAUAUACCAGGCAUUUCUAUUAAAAAUCUUAACUUAAAAAAAAUUACUCAAAUGUUACCACUGGAAUUUUUCUCCCUGAAUUGAAGAUACAUGGUUAGAUCAUUAACAAUACCAUCUAAAUGAAGGAAACAUAUCUGGAUAUCCAGUGUCACAUACUUUUAUGUAUUUAUUUCAGGAAUUACUAUUUUGUCACCAUAAUUAGGAAACAGACUGUGUUCUUUAUUUGAAACACAACAGUAUAAAUACUGUAGUAAAGUUGGGUGCAGUGGAUCACAGCUGUAAUCCCACCACUUUGGGAGGCCAAGGAGGGAUGGUCGCUUGAGCCCAGGAGUUUGAGACCAGCCUAGGCAACAUAGAGAGACCUUGUCUCAACAAAAAAAUUUAAAGUUAGCCAGGUGUGGUUGUUUGCACCUAUAGUCCCUGCUACUCAGGAGGCUGAGGUGGGAGGAUCGCUUGAGCUUAGGAGGUCAAGGCUGCUGCAGUGAGCCAUGAUUGUGCCACUUCACUCCACCCUGGACAACAGAGAAAGACCCUGUCUCAAUAAAAAAGAAGAGAAAAACUGGAGUGAGAACUCUCCUCCUGUCAUAAUCAUAGUAUCCACGUUAGGAAAAUGCUUCUGAGAGUAACUUAAAGUACUCUGUGUGCAUCUUCCUUCAAAACCUUGCUUUUUUCUCAGUUUUUGUAAGGUGAGAAAGGGAAAAACCUUCACCGUAGAAAUACUGUCUUAAUUGAGAUUAAGAUCCAAAUAAAACAUGUUAAACCUCCAUAUAAAGACAUUGCAACUUAUUAAAACAGAAAAAUGUACCUUUGUUAUGUCUUUCCAAAUAUCCACACCCACACCCUGUUCAGCUUUGUUAAUAAUACAAAGAUCACAAAUGUGAAGCACAAAUGCUGCUUCUCCCCCUCCUGUUCCCAUGUCAGAGAUGGAGAAGAAAGCACAGUCCAGCGGUGACCUCGGAGUCCUUUGUAACAGUGUUUCCAGUAACUGCUGCCAAUAAAACAGAAUUUGAGUUAGAACCUAUCUGCUGUCCCUCAACUAGUGUCUGAUAGCUGAGAAUGUAAUUCGUUUGUGUGUCUAUUAGAAAAUUAGGCAGGCACCACAGACAGUAGCAACAUAAAGGAACCUGCUUAGAAGAGGUUUUUAUGGUGUGAUUGUGUUUUUUUUUUAAUUUUUGUUUCCUGAAGUAGAAUCCAUAGCUCAAAACAAGUUUUAAGCCUGAGAAAAUAUAAUUUGAGGUGUUUUUUAUGCUCCUAAUGAAAAGAUGAAUGAAUGCAUCAUUAAACCUUAACAGUAGAGCAGAAUUUCACUGUUACAAACCACAUGGGUUCUCCUGGUUGUGCUGCUGUUCUCUACCUGUGUGUCACUGAGUUUGAGCAUUAUUAUUGUUUGAAUCAGGGGACCCAUUGGAAUCAAGGCUUCUUGGAAUUGUGCAAGAAUCUGAGAAAACUUCAAUCUUUACCAGCAUUUCUUAAUGCUUUCCAUGACUUUUGUGCAAUUAUAUAAGUUCAGUUUAGACAAAAUGCUGUUACUUUUUAAGGCAUUACUAAUAACUGAAAAUAGUUACGUCAUUGCCCAUCAAGGGAAAAGCAUUUGUAACUGUCAUUUAAAAAAAAUAAAACUAUAAAACAAUA
Molecule: messenger RNA, 8474 nt
Organism: Gorilla gorilla gorilla (western lowland gorilla)
Lineage: Eukaryota; Metazoa; Chordata; Mammalia; Primates; Hominidae
Gene: XPNPEP3
Product: X-prolyl aminopeptidase 3
Exons: 12
Coding region: 664-2118 (484 amino acids)
Biological process (GO): proteolysis
Cellular component (GO): mitochondrion
Molecular function (GO): metalloaminopeptidase activity; manganese ion binding
Source: RefSeq, a predicted model, not a curated record